AUGUGCAACGAGCCAUCAACAACCCCCGGCUAUGACUCUGGCGCGCAGGGUCAAGGUCAGGCCGUACUUGAAGACCCCAGAGUGACUCAUCGAUAUCAAAACAUCCCGUCCGAUUAUGUCGCAAUCAGAACCGAUAAAUCAUUCGCUCCCACCCCCCAGGCUACAGGAGGAGUCCCUCCACCGUAUGACCCAACGAAUACUGGUGAUUUCAUCCCUGAGGAGCAUAGCACCAAUCUGUGGCUAGUGAACAUCCCCGUUGGAACGGAGGCCAAAGACAUCCUAGCACAGAUCCGAGGCUAUGGACGUGUAUGGGCCUUCCACCUGCUCAAGCCUACCGGUAAAAAAGGCGAGGAAAAUGUUGCAGCGUCAAUAUCUUUUUUUGAGCUAAGCGCCACAAAGCGUUUUUACAGCGACGCCCAGACUACAGGGUUCUUUGUGGGUGGGCGUCGUAUUGUGGUGAAGAUGAAUCGUCGCAAAAUCAAGGGCCAUGAGUAUAUCACAGGCACGCGAUGUGUCAUAGUCGAAGGUCGCCCAGCUGAGUGCAACGAAACGUCGCUGCUCGAGUACUUUGCCACGAAAACAAACUUCCAGGUCGACGAAGUCCGAUGGAGACGAGUCACAGAGACUCGGAACAAGAUCGAGGUUCGAUUUGUGCAAUUCCAUCAGCAGGCAGCGGUUGCGAUGGCAGCUAUUCAGCAGGAGAAACCUUUAGGUAUCGAUAGGGCUGCAUUCGGGCCGGACCCCUGUGCUUACACGGAUGUGAUCUAA
This is a messenger RNA of Neoarthrinium moseri, 768 nucleotides long. RefSeq lists its product as uncharacterized. NCBI's taxonomy places the organism in Eukaryota, Fungi, Ascomycota, Sordariomycetes, Amphisphaeriales, Apiosporaceae. Gene Ontology annotation, molecular function: nucleic acid binding. The transcript has 2 exons. The record is from RefSeq and is a predicted model, not a curated record. Bases 1 to 768 code for a protein of 255 amino acids.